Molecule: messenger RNA, 1348 nt
Organism: Leptidea sinapis
Lineage: Eukaryota; Metazoa; Arthropoda; Insecta; Lepidoptera; Pieridae
Exons: 4
Coding region: 61-1194 (377 amino acids)
Molecular function (GO): protein-containing complex binding
Source: RefSeq, a predicted model, not a curated record
CAGAAUUUCCGAUUUCAAUAGUAACGGAUAAAAUAAAUAAAUUUGCAGAAACAGAUUAGAAUGUCGUCACAAUCAGAUCAUGAAGAUGAGGACGAAUCAAAUUUAAAUAUUUAUAAAUCCAGGCACAGGGCAGAUAAUGAAAAGGUUUUUAUUAAUCCUCAAGCUGUUGGUCGAUAUUCAGAAGAAAAUUUGCAAAAUAUUGUCGUUGAAAUUGAUGAACAGAAAAGGCACAAAAUAUACGCCAUUUUGCAGGAGCCGAAGUCCGAUUUGACUACUAAUAGAUUACGCUACUUCUUGCUCAUAUACAUAAACUCAUUUUGGAAUCUAUUCGUCCUUUCAGUCAUAUUUAUCUCGUAUAUUCUUGACACAUGUGUUUUUACAUUCUACAAAGGAGAACGUAAACCAAGUUGGAUAAUAUUCGUGCUAGCUUGCUUAAACUUAGUUUUUGCUGUUGAUGUGACGUUCCUCUGUGGUUUAAAGUUUUCUAAGCAAUGGCGAAAAACUCUUAAUCUUGUCGAGCCUAGUAUAGAGAGAGUAAUAGUUGAUUUAUUCUUAGCUGUACCGUAUCCUAUAAGCUAUUUACUGUCUUUCGACUUACCAUUUCAUUUCUUUAUAAUUUCUCCGGUCAUGGCAACCGUUCGAGUUUACAGAAUCAUAGAGUUCUUGUACAACAAGUCAUCUCAAGCCGGUACGAACCAAUGGACGAUAUUCUUGGCGCAGUAUUUAAUUCUGUUUUUGCUUUCCGUUCACACUUGGACGUGUAUUUGGUAUCUAUCGUCGUAUAGAUCAUUUAAUAUUCACAGUCUACGUUCAUCUUGGUCAAUCGGGGCUGUAAACUUGCCCACAGAGACGGUAUUGGAUUGGCAUUUUAUAUGUGCUUAUUGGUCUGUUAUGAUAUUGACGACAAAUUCACUUGGUGAUCUGUAUCCAGUGUCCUCAUUGGAAAGGGUCGUGGCCACUGUAGCGGUUCUGUUGGGUUUCUUUUUGACAACAGUUAUUUUCGUCGGGUCGUUGACAUCUCAGUUUAUCACGAUUACAACACGGCGCGCUAAAUAUGUGAGACAACUUAAGAAAAUACAGAAUCAUUUGCAGUUGAUUAACAUGGACGCUGACACAACUUCGCGAGUGCUGAGAUUUGUAUCACAAAUGGAGUUCUUGAGUUACUGUCGGAUGAAGACGACGAGAGUCCUAUGAUAUCAUUUGCAAAAGGAACGUGCAUUGGAGAAAUUUCUCUCAUCUUCAAUAUUCCAGGACCAAAUAUCACCUGUUAACAUCUGUCUACUUCGCAACAACGGUGAUACUGUCUGUGGGUUACGGCGACUUCACCCCCGGCGAUAUGUUCGACGUA